This is a messenger RNA of Purpureocillium lilacinum, 459 nucleotides long. RefSeq lists its product as uncharacterized. Lineage: Eukaryota; Fungi; Ascomycota; Sordariomycetes; Hypocreales; Ophiocordycipitaceae. The record is from RefSeq and is a predicted model, not a curated record.
AUGAAGACCUUCUCCGUCGUCGCCCUCGCGCUGGCCACCAUGGCCUCCGCCCAGAGCCUGGCUGACAUCCCCAGCUGCGCCCAGACCUGCAUCAAGGACGCCGUCAAGCAGGCCACCUCCUGCGACGUCGCUGACGUCGCCUGCGUGUGCGCCGAGAUGGACAAGGUCCAGAGCGCUGCCGUCGGCUGCAUCCUCGCCGGCUGCGGCCAGGACAAGGCCAUCAACGAGGUCCUGCCCGCCGCCAAGAAGCUCUGCGCCAACGCCCCUACCAACACCUCGGGUGCGUCCAAGCCUACCAAGAAGCCCAGCGGCACGGCCACGGCCAGCGCUACCGCCACGGUCCCCACGCAGGGCCCGUCGACGACGUCGUCCACCACUCCUCCCACCGUCACCGCCGGCGCCGCUGCCUUCGCCCCCGUCGGUGGCCUGGCUGCCCUCGUCGCCGUCCUGGCCCUGUAA